This is a messenger RNA of Myxocyprinus asiaticus (Chinese sucker), 4258 nucleotides long. RefSeq names its product jhy protein homolog. Bases 116 to 2338 code for a protein of 740 amino acids. The record is from RefSeq and is a predicted model, not a curated record. Lineage: Eukaryota; Metazoa; Chordata; Actinopteri; Cypriniformes; Catostomidae. The transcript has 8 exons. Gene Ontology annotation, biological process: axoneme assembly.
UAUCAUCUCAGAGCAACGGUACCAUCAUGAGCUCUACGGGCCUGCGGCGUUGGAUAGCUCAAAAGGCAACAUACACCAGCACUCGAGUUUGAGGGAAGAUGUGCCAGCUUUACCGAUGCUGUGGGACUCCCUUGAGUCCGAAACUGAGAGUUUGGUACUGGAGAAGGAGUACCAACUAGAGCUUCAGAUGCGCAUCGCACAUGACGGUGACCGCCUGUCUCCUGAGAACUUCAAACAGCAACAGACUGACAGUGAGGAAUCAGAAUACAGUGACGAACAAAUUGAUGUCUAUGAUAGUCUACGAGGUUUGAAACCAAGACCAGUGAAAGGACCACAGACCACUGAAAGACAUGGGACAUUGAGGCAAACACCCUCUGAAGAUGAAUACGCUGACUUGCGCUAUGAUCCAAACUGGAGACGGAAUCUGGAAGGCGGCCAAUUCCUCAACCAGCUAGACACAAGACAAUCACUGGACUCAAUUGAGGAGUCUGAAGAUGGUCUUGAACCUUUGGAAAAUGUGCCUGUACGUGAAAGGCAAGAAUAUAACAUUGUCAGUAAUUCAUCGCCAGCACUGAUGGACACCACUCUGUCCCCAGCACCUUCGACCCCUUUCCAUCUGCACCCACAACAACCAACGUUUGGUCAAAAAGACAUUCUUAACCCCUCAGACUCAAAAAGUGAUGACCGAGAACACCUGCAUGUUGAAGUGAAACAAAGAUCUGUUCCACCCCAGAAAAGAACCUCUCGACAUCCUUCUGAUCUGUGGCCAAUCAAAGCAAGGGAAGAUAUUGUGGAGCGAAACAAGGCAACUCUUGGUAUCAACACACACAAGCAAGGCUCUUAUCUGAGGGCCCAUCAGAAAAAAGAAGAUAAACCAGAUGAAACCAAGCAACCCAGGCAAACCUCCUAUGAGACUGUUAACACUUGUAGCCCGGAGAGUCAAGACAAUGUGCGGAAUCCCGAGCUGAUGUGGCUCCAGCAAACACAAAAACUGAAGCAGAGUCAUAAAGAGAGGAAGGAUCCAAAGAAGAGAGAGAGAACCAACAACCAAUCAGUUCAGUUCAAGUCUCAGGUUCCUGAAGCCAAACCCAAACCUGGAGGGCACCUUAAACCAGUUACAGAGAGAUGUGUCAUCAGCACUGAUAACCAACCCCAGUUGCACUCUGAGGAUCAUAUGUUUCCAGAUGCUCCAGUGGCCUACAGCUACACCCAUGAUCCACCUCAACAUUUUCAGUCCGAUCAUCCUUCUCUUUCUAAUACCCCAACAGUCAACCUUAACAUAAACCUCCACUCACCUGCCAAUCAUGCACAGCCACUAAAUCAUACUCAGCAAGAGACAGUUUUUACCCUUGUUUCUCAAGCACUGCAAUUGGAUAGGCGUGAUCUGUUCAACCCACCCCUCCUCCGACCAGGUUAUCCAUUUCAACUCUCAGUGCCUUCUAAUGCAGUAAGGCAGGUGGGCUUGGCUCCACAAGCAGUUGUAUCUUCCCCAGUCCCCCACUCUGAAGUAGUACACAGGCAAUACACUGUGGACAGAAGUGUUACUAAGGGCUUAGGACAGUGGCGUGUUGGGAAACCUUUCCCUAAUGCAUUUGAGAAUGAAUCAUCCAAGAAUCACAACAGAUUGAGGAUACCUGUGCUAAGAUUUCCCACAUCUCCUCAAGUGGAGGCCAGUCACUAUCCAUCCCAUCUUAUGCCCACGGAUGAGGAGAGUGUGGGACCCUGUGCACAUCCAACACAGCUCUCUAGUGCUUACACAGUGCUGCCCCCCAUAACAAGAGCUAAUGUCAGCGACACUGAGAUAUGCUCUGACAGAUCUGAGCGGCAGCUGAAUCCAAUCCACAGAAGCUGCUCAGAAGGCUACCUUUCACAAAUGGAAAGACACAGACAGAUGAAAGAUAAAUCAAAUUAUAAGGUUUAUACACUGAAGGACUACAAAAACAUGAAACAGGAGGUGAAGCUUGGAGGACUUGGCCCAACAAACACAAUACCAGAAGCUAUGGCAGAGAAAAUUAGACGACAGAAGCUGUAUUCAAAUGUGAUCCGCGAACAGAACAAGAAGAUAAGUAGGAUUCCCUCUCUGCUGGCCGAGGACCCAGUGGGCAGUGACAACAAGGACAACGUUCCCAGGAGGAAAGCUUUAGAAUAUGCCAAAACUAUAGCAAAGCCCAAAGCCCCUCAAAAGUUAAAGGACACAUCCCGAGAGAAGAAUGUGAGCAUUCAGGCUCAAUAUCUGGAAGAAAUGGACCCAACACAAAUGGCCACUCUGGAGAUGCUGAGACGGCAUGAGGAAGAGAAACGGGCUGUGGCUCAAAUCAAAACCAUUCAUGCAAUUUAAUGGAGACUUUAUUUGGUUUAGAUUAGUAAUAAAAAUCAAACAUGUCAGCUGUAUGACACAUGCGUUGGUUAGAAUAACUGCACUUGUGAAUAGUCUUAACAAUGACCACUUGUGUUGGAUAUCUCUUUGUUGAUUCUAUGUGUGUAUCUACAGUAUACAUAUUUCUGUUUAUUGUAAUCCAUUUGCAAAGCACUGGAAGUGGAACAGGUGUGUACCACAUAAUCAACUGUGUACUAAUUCCAAAAACAAUUUUUAGAUAUAAAGAAGUCUCAAAAGAAAUGUUAUGGGGUUUUGUUGCUUAGCUAUUUUCCCCUUGUUUCAAUUGGUCUGUGCACAAGAGCACCAAUCUCUUCAAGCACACCUGGAUGCACCGUUAACCCAGUCCUAACGUGCCGUUUUCUGUCAGUUCCCAGCCAUUAGUCUGAUUAUAUCCACUUUCGCCUGCCCUUUUCUUUCAGAGAGAGAAAAAAAUAGGUCAAAUAAGGAUGACACUUUGAAGCUACCCUUAUUAGAGCCCACAAACUUGUUUUCUGUAUUUUAGAGUGAUAAUUUCCCCCCCUAAAACAAGCUCAAGCACCUAUUUUUUUAAUGGAAGCUUUAGAUCGUUAUCAAAGAGCUAUUUACUCCUAUGUAAUAUUUUAAUUAGAUUAUAGCCUCUAUUUAACCCAUCAUGUAUGCUUUGAUACUCUGUGUUUUCAGUGUUAAGCCGCAGAGGCGAGGCUAAUAAAUGCUGGACCUUUUGAAUUAAUGAGAAAUGCUGGCUUUCCAGACCAACACUCUUUGCAUCUUUCUCUCUCUCUCUCUCUCUCUCUCUCUCUCUCUCUCUCUCUCUCUCUCUCUCUCUUUCCUGCCAUUGAAAUCAGUUAAUUGAAGGGGUCUCUCUCAACCACACAUGAAGGAGGUUGAAUUAGCAUCCCUUUUUACGGAUUGGGAGACUGAGGCAGGCUUUGAUCUGUGGACAGUGCUGAAGGAGGCGGCAGACCCCUGAAAAUGAGCUGAUGGCUCUGCUAUUAGAGCAACAUGCAGAUGCGUCCAUGUGUUGCAAAACGCUUAAUCUUUUAAUUGAUCACCUUCCGCACGGCCUAUUCUCUUUCAGUGUUUUAUUUUCCCCGGCUUAAUCAGAAUCACGUUUUGAAAACGACAUGAAUUGCUUUUCAAAGGGUGGAAGUGUGCCACGUACCCUGUAAGAGGGUAUCCUGUUUAAAAAGAAGAAAAAAGGCCUAUAACAGAAUACAGUCUAAAUAAAUGCGAGCUACCCCUUGCUGCACGUGUUAAUGUAGUAAACAUUUGAUUUCAAAAGAUUUAAACUUAAGAAUUAUUUUCUAAUUUAGUCAUUAAAAAAAUAAAAAAGUGGUCAGUUGAGCCGCACAGUAUGCAUACUUUUGGACCAGUCUAAUAACUUAUAUUACAGCUAGCAAAACUGUAACAAGUGCAUUGUUGUUAGACUAAUAUAAUGUCAGUCUUUUGUAAAUCGCGAAAGGUAAAGCGACGUCAAAUAGGACAGAUAACCCAGUGAAUGAGUGGAGGCAUUAUGAAUCAGAAUUUAACAUAGGUGAAAGACCGGUCAAUAAUAUAUAUGAUGUAAGUUUGAUAUAAGAACAAACUGGUGUCUAUCAACAAUUCCAACAAUCCCAUCCCCUUCUCUCUCUCUCUCUCUCUCUCUCUCUCUCUCUCACACACACACACACACACACACACACACAUACCGACCGUGCACUAUCCACCCAAUUUCAAAAAUAUCCUUAUCAUACCUGUACUAGUUGCAAUAAACCCUUAGUUAUAAUUGUAAUAGAUAUUUAAACAACAAUUUUGGCAAAACUGUGUUAUUAAUUUUGUUUGUGCAAAUAUUGCCUUUGGAAAAUAAACAACACAUGAAAAAGCAAACCUGUCUUUACCUUGUGCAUUCAUGGGUGUAUGUGU